AUGACGAUCAGUGAAGAAGACCGUCGCCGCAUGGGCACAGUUAGCCCAGUCUUGGCUGCAGAAGUCAAGAAAUAUCCCCCCUUCAAGCACGAGAAGGACGUUUUGGAUGAGCGUAGAGUUCGUGCAGAACAUCUGGCCAAGCUGCGUCAUCUCUACCCGAUACCAGGACCGAUUCCAGAGCAUGUUAGUGAGAGCAUGCACCAUGUGGAGGCUCGUGAUGGCUACCAAAUACCUGUCAAGAUCUAUAAGCCCGCCAAGCCUCCACAGGAUGGUGCUUCGCCGCUGGUCGUUAUGUUGCAUGAGGGCGGUUGGGCGAUGGGCGAUUUGACCGAUGAAGAUCUGAAUUGCCGCAUGUUCUCCAGAGACUUGGGUGCCGUAUGCGUGAACGUCGAUUACCGCCUAGGUCCUGAGUAUCCAUGGCCAUGCUGUGUGUGGGACUGCUACGACGUGAUUCAAUGGGCCGCAAAGACAGCAUCCCCUGGAAGAUCUGAACUACCAGCAGACCUAAAGAAGGGCUUCAUCGUUGGAGGAGCUUCAGCUGGUGGUAAUCUGUCCGCUGUGAUGUGCCAGGUGGGUCGUGAUAAAGGACUGAGUCCGCCUUUGACUGGGCAAUACCUAUGCGUGCCCUCGCUGCUGUGGCAGGACGUGGUGCCGAAGGAGUACAAGGAAGACUUCCAAAGCAGAUACGACUCCGGCCUCAACGACCCAAUUCUUGGAGAUCUCCUCAGGGUCACCAUGCCUCCCAAUAUUGCCGGAGAAGGCAAUCCGGAUCCAUUGUUCAGCCCGUUAAUACAUCCCAACAUGAAGAAUCUACCACCCUGCUAUCUGCAAGUCGGUGGAUUGGAUCCGCUAAGGGAUGAGGCCAUCAUUUGGGAUCGAGUGUUCAAGGAGAACGGAGGCAAGAGCCGGCUACAGGUGUAUGAUGGAUAUGGCCACAUGUUCUGGACGAAUUGGCCUUUGAUGGAACAGAGCAAGCAGUUCGUCCGAGAUACUUUGGAGGGAUUCAAGUGGCUGUUACAAGAGGGAAGUUCAAGCUGA
Messenger RNA from Zasmidium cellare ATCC 36951, 1038 nucleotides. RefSeq lists its product as uncharacterized. Gene Ontology annotation, molecular function: hydrolase activity. NCBI's taxonomy places the organism in Eukaryota, Fungi, Ascomycota, Dothideomycetes, Mycosphaerellales, Mycosphaerellaceae. The transcript has 4 exons. The record is from RefSeq and is a predicted model, not a curated record. Bases 1 to 1038 code for a protein of 345 amino acids.